AUGGAGACUACUGGGCGUUCCGGUUGCCCUGGUUAUACAAGCCACCCAGUGGUCCCUGCUAAGUGACCAGAGCUGCUGGAAGUAGUUAAGGCAAUGCACAGAGAGCAAUUUGAUGCUCAGGUGAACAGUCUUUUCCAGUGGGAGAAGAAUGCAGCUCUGAAGUCCAUCCAGACAGGUCUCUAUGUCAGCUGGCGCUGUCCCCAUUACCUAUGGGUCCGUUUCCGAAUUGCGGAUGAGUCCAAGCGCUUUUGUGGACCCUUGUUGAAAGAACACCAUAUCAUCUCUGACAUAUCUGUGCUCUGUGGUGUGAGCCAGUGCCGGUGCCUCAUGUUUUGCUUCAUCCCAUCACGCCCAGAAGAGGUGGGUGAGUUCUGGCUCAAGAGACAGGCCACCUUUGACCCCAAGACCUGGAGAGCCCAAUGUCACUGUAAACAUAGCCAUGAAGAACAUGCUGCCACCUGGGCUCAUCCCUGCAGGCACCGUGGCUGUAGCUGCAACUGUUUUGAGUCAAAUUUCCUCUGUGUAUCCUCUGACCGGCAGUGGGAGGAACAUGAGACUUUCUUUGAAACUGAGGAGACCCGGCGAUGAGGAGGGAGGUCUUACAAUGAGGGAACAACCUGAGACGGGGCCAUGUCAGCAUCUGUAGU
This is a messenger RNA of Nannospalax galili (Upper Galilee mountains blind mole rat), 647 nucleotides long. RefSeq names its product family with sequence similarity 221 member B (gene Fam221b). The transcript is spliced from 5 exons. The record is from RefSeq and is a predicted model, not a curated record. Lineage: Eukaryota; Metazoa; Chordata; Mammalia; Rodentia; Spalacidae.